UGUCAAUUCUCGCGCGACAGACGGAUCAAGGCUCUGCCAGGAUGUCAUAUUCAUAAAUUCGACCUUACUUAGUACAAACUUUAGAGUACAGCCAUUGACUGGUUAGGUUUUGAUGAGUGUACGCGUGUGAAAAAAAAAAGGAAGACUUUGGCGGCAAUUUCAAAUAAUUUUGGAUUUGGAAUAAGGAAAAAACGUGGCUUAUUGGUUAUAAUUGAAAUUUGAAAAAAGGAAAAGCUUUGCAAAUUAGGGACUUUUCAAAUUUGGAAAAAGAAUAAUAGCGAAAUAUUUUGUAAAUUUCAUAUUUGGAAAACUUAAAAACGCAUCAUAUUUAAGACAUUUUGAAUUUGGAAAAAGAAACAUGAAUACUUAUUUGUGGAUUGCACUAGUUUUAACAGCUUUAAGCGUCAGUGAAGCUCAAAGGAGUGCCCUCCCGCCGGUGUCAGUGGCGAGUUUACGACAGCUUAUGAGAGCUUAUUUUACAGUGCCCGAAGGCAGAACUUCAAGCAUAAAUGACAUCGUGAUAUUACAUUAUACUAACUACACGGAAACGUCAGGCGCGUACCGCCUGCGGACCGUGAGCAAGGUGCUCUCGGACCCUGGGUUCGAUGCCUCCAAACCUACCCUACUCUACGCUCACGGAUACGUCGAAUUCACCUCAGACGAUAGUGUCCGUACAAUAGUGAGAGCUUACCAACAAAAUGGCGGCUACAACAUCUUGAUACUGGACUGGUCCAACAUCGCUUUCGGGGGGUACGUCAUGGUCUCCAUGGGGGCGCAGACGACGGGAGAAGCAGUCGGCAAAGCCAUGCUGAGCUUGGUGAAGGCGGGGCUUCCCCGCGAGGGCCUGCACUUCGUGGGGCACUCCAUGGGCGUCCACGUCCUGGGGGCUGCAGCCAGGACCAUGGCGGCUGCCGGGGUUAAAGUGCCCAGACUGACGGGCCUGGACGCGGCGUACCCCGGGUUCUACCCCGCGCUCCUGGGGCGCGCCGCGGCCGCCGGCGACGCGGAGUUCGUGGACGUCAUCCACACCGACGGCGGCGGGUACGGAGCCCCCAACGCUGUGGGGCACGCCGACUACUGGCCCAAUGGAGGCAUCGCCAAGCAGCCUGGAUGUGUCUCUGCCACGAUCUUUUUGACGACAGAAGAUUUCUGCAGCCACUGGCGCUCGUGGGCUUUCUGGGCGGAGGCAGUCGCGGGCAGCAAGUUCUGGUCGCGGCGCUGCGAUAACUACGACGCCUUCCUCCGCGGACUUUGUAAGGACAACGAGCCCGUCCUCAUGGGCCCCAAGUCCGGGACUGAAAUAAGAGGCAACUUCUAUCUUAGGACGGCGGCGGCAGUGCCUUAUUCCCUUGGCAAACAUGGGGCAGAAUAACAUUGGCUGUGUUUAGAUGUAUGUAAAUAGUUUAGUAGGUAUUUGUCUGUUGUUAAGUUUGAAAAAUGUGAAUGAAGUAAAUAUGUUUUAUAGUUGUAAAUAAACUUUAUA
Messenger RNA from Amyelois transitella, 1483 nucleotides. RefSeq names its product pancreatic triacylglycerol lipase. The transcript is spliced from 9 exons. The coding region runs from base 359 to 1372 and encodes 337 amino acids. The record is from RefSeq and is a predicted model, not a curated record. NCBI's taxonomy places the organism in Eukaryota, Metazoa, Arthropoda, Insecta, Lepidoptera, Pyralidae. Gene Ontology annotation, molecular function: lipase activity.